AGUGGGAGGAGCUCCAUCUGCUCGGAUGACUUCCGGUCAGACGCGGCCGACAGAACGCGCUCCGCUCUGCUCUGAUCUAAGAAAGAAAACACUGAGUCACGUUGAAUUUUGAUUUAAAAAACCUCCUCAACAUGUCCUUCUGUCAGUUUUUUGGUGGAGAAGUCUACAGGGAUCAUUUUAAACCAGGAAUUUAUGUGUGCUCCAUGUGCAACCACCCCUUGUUCUCCAGUCGCUCCAAGUUUGCUCACUCGUCUCCGUGGCCGGCAUUUACGGAAACCAUCAGAGAGGACAGCGUCACCAAGAUGAUGGAAACCCUCACAGCCUACAAGGUCCUAUGUGGGAAGUGUGGCAGCGGACUGGGCCACGAGUUUGUGAAUGAUGGCCCAGACGAAGGAACGUCACGAUUUUGAAUAUUCAGCAACUCACUCAAGUUUGUCCCAAACAAAGGAAUGGGGAAACAGUAAAGGUCGAGUGUGACGUGCAGCUCGGUACUGGUCCGGUGAGCAGGCUGGUUCAGCGGGUGACGUGGGCGGGGUAAAGACCUGAGGGGAGGCCCCGCCCACUGAAGGAUCUCUGAUCAGCUUAAAUCACAUUCCUCUAAAUGUUCUUUCAAAUAAACAUGAUCCCUAAUACCUCACACGGACCCCCGGUUUGACACUUCCUGACUUUGUUUUUCCAGGUAACGCUCUUCAUGGCAUUUGUACGCGAUAACCUCUCUACUGCUCUUAAUCUCUCUGAGCUGCACUUAAAAUUAGUCUGCCGUCUUCCAAAGGUACAUUUCAUCUAUGCACUAAAGCCAACUUGGUCCAGAUGUGUGUAAAAUGUUUAUUUUUAGAUUGUCUCUUAGCAAAGAAAAUGGUAGCAUCAGCUGUUUUCAUCAUCAUGUUGUUGCUGUAACAGCUGCUGUGUCAUCGUUUACCUUUUUAUUACAGCAAAUGAGCGAAGCAUCGUGAUUGAUCUUAUUGUGUUUUAUGCUGGCACAAAAGGAACAAUAAAAACAAAUCAAAACAAGAAAAAAAAA
Molecule: messenger RNA, 1021 nt
Organism: Nothobranchius furzeri (turquoise killifish)
Lineage: Eukaryota; Metazoa; Chordata; Actinopteri; Cyprinodontiformes; Nothobranchiidae
Gene: msrb1b
Product: methionine sulfoxide reductase B1b
Biological process (GO): protein repair
Cellular component (GO): nucleus
Molecular function (GO): L-methionine (R)-S-oxide reductase activity; peptide-methionine (R)-S-oxide reductase activity
Source: RefSeq, a predicted model, not a curated record